AAUCAUCAUGCCGACUGAUUUGUAAGUUUCGUUCAAUUAUAUAAUCAUGUCUUCAUAAUUAAAAUGACAAACUGGCAUCACAAAAAAGCAUAUGGGCCCUCUUAAUCAAUUUAAUAAGAAAAGAAAAACCCUCUAACAGUCAACUAAAUCCAUAAUUACGCAUUUCCUAUCAUGUCCCUGGUUCGUUAAAGCUGGUUGCAAACUGAAACCCGAUCAUUCUCAAAACCUGAAAAGCGAUUCAUCGGUUAAAGGAAAUCCAAAAGCCUGCAAAAUUUCCUCUGCUCCCAAUUGUUUUCUUCCCGCCGAUCCUGAGAAUACAGAUGCUCUCCGUUCCUGUUGACGUCAGCGUUAGUCGACGCGCCACACACAGUGCCGCCGAGAGAGUGGUAGUGGCGGUGAAAGCUGAAAGAGUGAUAUCCAAAGCUGCAUUAGCUUGGGCUCUCACUCACGUCGUUCGUCCCGGGGAUUGCGUCACUUUGCUCGCUGUCUUUCCCGGAGAGAAGACAGGUAGGAAAUUCUGGAAUUUCCCGAGGUUGGCGGGAGACUGCGCUAGCAGUCACAGGGAAAACUUGCCGGAUCGGAUCUUUCAAAUCUCUGAGUCUUGCUCCCAGAUGGUACUCCAGUUUAAUAACCAGGUCGAGGUGAGAGUGAGGAUAAAGGUGGUGUCAGGGACAUCUGGCAAUGCUGUGGCGGCCGAAGCAAGCAGAAACGGAGCCAACUGGGUCGUACUGGACAAAAAAUUAAAGCAAGAGUUGAAGCACUGUAUAGAGGAACUUCGCUGCAAUGUUGUAGUGAUGAAAGGCUCUCAAGCAAAAGUUCUCAGGCUAAACUUACAAUGCUCAACAGAAAUCCAAACCCCAUAUUUCAGUGCUGCUUCUUCACCGGCUAGGGACGAUGAAGAGUUGCAGAGACAGAGAGUGAAGCAUUCUACUCCAGUCAGCAGCCCCGAAGAACCAAGAACUUCCCAUUCAAGAACCACUAUCGAAAGUUCACUAUCAUUUUCUGAGACAAUGACAUCUCCUUUUCUUGUCUAUGAACAAAAUCCCCUUUUUGAAGGAUUGAAUAAAGGAUAUUACACGUCAACAGAUUAUCAAAAUGACUUGAAUGAUGCAGAAAUUACUCAUAAUGUUAAGAGCGAGAAGCUUAUCACUUUAUGCAGAAAUCCCAUGCAAUCUGGAGCCACCGCUGACAAAAAUGUACUUUGGAUUCCCCAAAACCAUGUUAUUGAUGAAAAGCCCCUUGUUACCCAAAAUGCAAUGAAUAAAAUCACGUCUUCAACUUCCAAAACUCUGCUCGAAAAGUUUUCCCAGUAUGAUAAAGAUCCAAAAGCUGAUGGACUUGAGCUCAGCCAGAUCCAUCACAAACAAUAUAUUGUUAACUCAGGCAUUAGAGAUGCAGUCUCACUUGGUAGGACAUCCUCCAUACCUCCUCCCUUGUGCUCAUUAUGCCAACAUAAGGCACCAAUUUUUGGAAAGCCUCCCAAGAGAUUCUCUCUUGAGGAACUAGAUGAAGCAACAGAGGGAUUUUCAGAUAUGAAUUUAUUGGCAGAAGGGGGUUUUGGCAUUGUAUAUAGAGGGGUACUAAGAGAAGGCCUGGUGGUGGCAGUGAAGGUAUUAAAGUUUUCUGGCCCUCAAGCAGAUGCUGAUUUCUGCAGGGAAGUGCGAGUUUUAAGCUGUGCGCAGCAUAGGAAUGUUGUGUUGUUGAUUGGAUUUUGUAUUGACCGCAAGAGAAGAAUCUUGGUUUAUGAGUAUAUAUGCAACAGCUCUUUGGAUUUCCAUUUACAUGGAAACAAGAAAAUCAGUUUGGGUUGGCAGUCUAGGCUAAAGAUAGCAAUUGGGGCAGCCAGAGGUUUACGAUACCUUCAUGAAGAUUGUAGAGUGGGUUGUAUUGUACAUAGGGACAUGCGCCCUCAUAAUAUCCUCCUAACUCAUGAUUUUGAACCUCUGGUUGCUGAUUUUGGACUUGCUAGGUGGUACUCUGAAUGCAGCAUCGGUGGGGGAGAGCAAGUAGUUGGAACGUCAGGGUAUCUUGCGCCAGAGUAUUUGAACAGUGGAAUAAUCACACAGAAAGUUGAUGUUUAUGCAUUUGGGCUUGUACUAUUAGAGAUAAUCACAGGUCGAAAACCUAGCGAAUUGCAACAUUUCAGGGAACAGCAUUUCCUAUCUGAUUGGUUCCACCCUCUAGGUUCUUUGCAGCCUAACCACAUCUUCACCAAUAUUUAUAAAUUAAUCGAUCCAUGCUUGGCCGGUGAUCAAAUCCAAAGUUUUGCUCAUCAGCUACAAGCAAUGGCGUUUGCUGCUUCCUUGUGUCUAAGUCGUGAUCCAGAGUCCAGACCCCUAAUGUCAAAGGUCCUUAGAAUACUUGAAGGGGGAGAUACAUCUAUUCCUCUGGCUCUGGACUUAAAUUCAGCUGGUAACAGAAGUGGUCAUUUGUGUGGUUUGAAUUCACAGAAGCAACCUCAACUGAAAAGAAAUCACUCUCGCAAACUUUCUCACUAAGUGUCUCUGAUACAUGGUUUUAUGGAUCCACUCUGUUCGUAAGUCCAUUUCCUGGUUUGCACUUUUGCAUACCUACGAGUAAA
Carica papaya (papaya) is the source of this 2581-nucleotide messenger RNA. Its product is annotated as inactive protein kinase SELMODRAFT_444075-like. Gene Ontology annotation, molecular function: protein kinase activity; ATP binding. Lineage: Eukaryota; Viridiplantae; Streptophyta; Magnoliopsida; Brassicales; Caricaceae. The record is from RefSeq and is a predicted model, not a curated record. Gene Ontology annotation, biological process: protein phosphorylation.